AUCUCGAAGGAGACACAAUGUAAACAAAUGCGUUGUGCUGCCGCAACUUCUUUCUAGUCCGAACUUAAAAAGGUGUUUGCCCUGUGUUGCUCUAUAUUAUGAGUUCUAAUGGAAAUAUUGAAGUCUCUCUCAAGAUUCCGUUUCCGACCAAACGGGAAGCCGAGAUAGCGUACGAUGUGCUGCGUGUCGAUAGUGAACCGAAGCGAAGUUUCACCAACAAACGUAUUAAACUAGAAGAAAACGUACUGCUGCUAGAACUGUCCGGCGAACAGGCGAAAAACGUGCGUGUUGGUGUGACAUCGUUCUGCGAGCUACUUCUCCUUUGCUGCGAAACACUCGAACAAUUUGGUCCCCCAUUGUCGGACAAAUACGCUCAUUACUGAUCCCAACGCACCGUUCAAGGCGUACGCGAUGCCUGAGCAUACGCCGACUCCGACGUCGGGUCGAGCAAUUUACGGCUUUGCUCUGUUCCUUUUGUUUAAGACCCUAUUCUUAAUGUACGUCCUGUGGGCAUUCGUUCCUACCGCGUGGUUCGAGAUGCUUGGCCUGACGUAUCUACCGGACAAAUACUUUGCACUAUUCGUACCGAUCGUCGCGCUGGUCGCGGUAACACUGUUCGCCUUUUUAAUCUAUCCCUCGCUGGCCCUGUCCAUGAUGCCCGACGUGGACGACCGGGUAACGAUCGCUGACGAUAACACGAUCGUGCGUUGCGAAUAUCGCUUCCCGGACGGUCAAAACUGCCAUCAGCGGGUGGAAGAUCCAUUUGCGAGUGGAUGGUAUGCGAAGCGGCACUGUUCAAAACAUAGUUCGCGCCAUAUCGAAACCCAGCGUACGGUGCGUGUGGCCAACUUUUGCGACUGUCCGUACGAGGGUCAGUGUUUGCUCCGAAAGGACCCAGAGUAUUUGCCAACGUUGCGGAGCAAAGAUCCGAUUCCGGCGGUUAGGGAUUUAAGCCUGUCGCAGGUCAGCCGUGUCCUGUACCGACGAUGUAGAUAGAGAAUUGCAUUUUCAAAUUUAACAAUAAAGCGAGAGAAUUGAAACCGUCAA
Messenger RNA from Anopheles stephensi (Asian malaria mosquito), 1047 nucleotides. RefSeq lists its product as uncharacterized. The transcript has 2 exons. The coding region runs from base 412 to 996 and encodes 194 amino acids. The record is from RefSeq and is a predicted model, not a curated record. Lineage: Eukaryota; Metazoa; Arthropoda; Insecta; Diptera; Culicidae.